ACAUGAUUUGGCUUGUGGCUUUUCUGUCGUGUGUCGGGCUGAUUUGUGCUGAGGCACCCUUCAACCACAAUGUGCACAAUCAGAGGGUCAUAGGUGGCCAUGAUGCCAAACCCAACACCUGGAGAUGGCAGGUCUCUCUCCAGUUUGACUCAUACAAUGACGGGUCAUACUACCACAUGUGUGGAGGCACUAUUGUUGAUAGUUUCUUCGUCGUAACUGCAGCUCACUGUAUUCUCAGCACUGAUGUCAGUCUGUAUCGUGUGGUGGUGGGUGAGUAUAACCUGUACGAGUAUGACGGCAGUGAACAGUUCAUCCGCAUGGAGAAGAUUAUCAUCCACCCUGACUGGAAUGGAGAUCUUGGCAAAGGAAAUGACAUUGCUCUCUUGAGACUGGCUAAUCCUGUGUACGACAAUGGCUACGUGGCUAUCGCUGACCUCCCCUACCCUGGCCAGAUGCUGCCUCAUGGUUUCACCUGUUACAUCACCGGUUGGGGGCUGAUGGACUAUGGAGGGAGUGUCCCUGCCAUUCUACAGCAGGCUCCCAUCAAUGUGGUGGAGCAUUCAGUCUGCUCCCAGCCUAACUGGUGGGGCAGCAUUGCUCUGAGAACCAUGGUUUGUGCUGGAGGGGAUGGAAUCAUAUCAGGCUGCCAGGGCGACUCUGGAGGUCCACUGAGCUGCUUCACUGACGGAGCUUGGAGAGUCCAUGGUGUUGUCAGUUAUGGUCCAUCGGGCUGGUGCAACCAAGUGUCCAAACCCACCGUCUUCACCAGGGUGUCUUCAUUCCAAGACUGGAUCUAUUCGGUUAUUCAGAGUCAUUAGAUGAUACGGUGGUUUGCCCAUCAAAUGGAACCUGAGAAAUAAAAUUCAUAGUUGAGCA
Messenger RNA from Toxotes jaculatrix (banded archerfish), 876 nucleotides. RefSeq names its product chymotrypsin-like elastase family member 2A. The coding region runs from base 3 to 818 and encodes 271 amino acids. Gene Ontology annotation, molecular function: serine-type endopeptidase activity. Gene Ontology annotation, biological process: proteolysis. The transcript is spliced from 8 exons. Lineage: Eukaryota; Metazoa; Chordata; Actinopteri; Toxotidae. The record is from RefSeq and is a predicted model, not a curated record.